This is a messenger RNA of Apis florea (little honeybee), 3260 nucleotides long. RefSeq lists its product as uncharacterized. Gene Ontology annotation, molecular function: protein binding. Lineage: Eukaryota; Metazoa; Arthropoda; Insecta; Hymenoptera; Apidae. The record is from RefSeq and is a predicted model, not a curated record.
GAUGUCGCUUCGCUCGCCAGUUUCGACAGAGUCGUGCCGGUGAUCGUUUGUUUGAGCUGAUCGUUUGUCGAUCGAUACUAUAUUAAUGAUAGAUUGCGUGAAUCGGCGUCGAAAUCAUAAUAAAUCUUCGAUCGAAUACGUUCUCGAGAGUUUAUAAUAUUUUGUGUGAAGUUAAUAAAAUUUUUCGUUCAGUGGGCUUCGCGCCACUGCGUGACUCUUGGUCUUCUUUCUUCUUAUUAUGCAUUUGAGAAACAUCUUCUAGCCAAAGAUCGCCGUUAUUUCUAAUAUUUUAGGAAUGAAUAACGAUAAGGCUAUCGCGAUGCGUCUGUUCAAGCGUCAGUCGUCUGAUACGAGCCCUCAAUUAGUUUCGGCUACACCGUUAUCUCAUGAUGGAGCAUCGCCUCUGACAGUGGUAGAAGAAAAUCUCGAACGUAGCAGUAAGAAGCCUCAUAAUGAAAACGAUGGAUUGAAUCGGACGGUGAAAGAAAAUGCGAAUGAAACACUGAAAUCGUCGUCUACUAUUUCAAAUCGCAAAGGAAUUUCGACAUGGGGCAGGAAAGUAGGUCGAAGAUGGGAUCAGUUGAAAAGAUCAGACAGCUCCGAAUUGCUUUCGGUUUCGGGCCGAAGGAGAAGGUGGAGUCCGAAUCGGAAAGCUGGCACAACAGACGAAAAAGAAAACGGAACCGGCGGUUUCUCGGAAUUACCAAAGCCAAAGAGAAUUUCCAGGGUGGAAUCGUUACGAAAUUUGUUCAGGAGCAACGAGCGAAGCAGCGAUAUGUCAGCCAGAAACGUGACGAUACAAGAGGAAGACGUCACCUGUAUCAGUCAUUAUCCAAUGGAGAAAGCUUUAAGCGAGGGUGCUAUAAAGAAUGUAUCCUUUUGUGGCAGCUCGGACGACAAUCGAACGGACCGUGGAACGAUUCUUCUGGAGAAGAAGAAACAGCUGAGUCGUAGCAUCCAGGACCUCCAAGAGCAGCAACGUGUUUUAGAUUAUAUCUUGAAGAAUCAGGAUAUGCUUAAAACGCAGGAAGGAACAGCUUUCGCGAAGGAAACGUUAGACAAAAUCAGAAGUACGAGUCCUAAGCGAAGGAAUACGAGUCCUAAAAGAAGCAAUCAAUCUACGUCUGAGGCUGGUAAAAGCAGCGUUUCCACUCAGACUAAAGACUUUUUCAGUAAUCAGCUUAAUAAUAUUAAGAAAAAUUUGUUCAAUGUUCGUGCGAGUAGCAGCGAAUGCGACAGACCUGAUAAUCAGAGAUCUUUUCCAACAUUUGGCCUGGAUGAUCUGAUGAGCAACCUACGAUUAGCUUGCGAUGAAAGUGGCUACGACUCUGACAGCACACGAGCUGGAGCUGAUUCUCCAGAUAGCGAGAAGUGUCCACCAAUGUUAAAACCCCGUAGCUUUUCCAUAACGUCGGACGACUAUCAUGGCAUCGACUUGUCACUACCAGUCACUACCCCCAUAAAGAAAGACGUGACAACAGAAACGGAGAAAAACGAGUCAGGUCCAUCUUGCCUCGAAGACACUGUCGUGAACAAUGCUAUGCUAAAUGGGACGAUAAUAACAAACACAACCACGGUACCAUCGGAUGAAGAAGACACGGACAGCUGUGACGAGGAUACGUUCGAAGGAUUCGCGGAGUACCAAAUGAAUUGUGGCGUUGAGCAAACAAAAUCCACCGCGAACACUUUGGGAAAAUGCGAUAGCGGAAUAUCAAGAGGAUUCUCAGCGUCGUCGACUGGGAACUUAGAUAAAAGAACAUCUUCUGGAAGCAACGAGCUCAUCAGGAUAUCGGAUAAGAGAUUCGCAAAAUCAGAGCAUACGACGUCGCUAUUGCAAGCGGUGAAGUUGCAAAAUUUAAAGGAGACCAAGUCCCAGAUACCGGUCAAAUGUAAAAGGUACAGCAAUUCUAGCACCUUGUGUUUACUAGAGAACGCUGCAUCCCCCUGCAAAGAUAGUCCACCGGCGUCAAAAAUAUAUUCGACGAUCGUAAACAGCCCGCUGGAGUACUACAGUCCAAAGAGAUCGCGUUCGAAUUUGGAGCCUGAAGGUCCCGAGGUUGUAAACGCGAGGAAUAAAAUGAAGAAAUCCGAGCCAGAGAUUAAAAUCGAUCAUCUAACACCGAUUUCAACCCCAGCUAAUAAGACAUUGGUACGUCGCGAGUUGAAGACCAUGAAGUUGUCCGUGGAGAAGCCUGGCAGCCUUGGCAUUCUCGUGGAAAGAAAAGAGGCUGUUCGACCUUUCUACGUGAUUUCGAAGAUGGACGUAAAUGGAGAGGCGGCGAAGUCGAAGCAAUUCAGGAUCGGUGAUGAGAUCGUUCGAGUUUGUGGACGUAGGCUGCGUGGGAUGUCGCUCAUCGAAGCUAGGAACGCUUUGAAAAAUUGUUCAGGGACCGUAGAGCUUCAGAUAGCCAGGGAACCAACGUUCACUUUUGGCGAGGAGAUAGGCGACACGUGGGGCGAUAUUCUGGUCCGCACUCGUAGCGACUCCGAGGUGUGGGCGUUGAAACAAGAAAAAUCGGAAGUCCCCGUGAACAGUGUCGCUCGAGAAAAAGAUUCUUCCCAGUGUAAAGUAGUCGGUGCAUUGAUGAAGGAUGGCAAGAAUUUAUCCGCGAAUUCGAUGGAGAGGAUGGAAUGCGAGAGUGAUCGUAUGUUGAAGAAGGAAUCUCAAGGUCAAAAGAUGACUGGUAUGAGGAAGUUUCAGGUGGUGAGGAAACGAGCCACCAAUCCAGUUUCCUAUCCACGUAGAGCUACCAGUUUGUCGAUGGACUUGUUGACUAUCACCUUGGAGAAGGGUGCCUCGAAAAAGUUGGGCUUUUCCAUUGUUGGUGGAUCGGAUAGCAAUAAAGGAUCGAUGGGUAUUUUCGUGAAGGACAUCAUGGCCGGAGGACAAGCGGCUGAAGAAGGAACUUUAAAAGUGGGAGAUGAGAUUUUAGCAAUCAAUGGAAUCUCGAUGGAUGGAUUGACGCACGCGAAGGCGUUGCAAACUUUCAAAGCUGCCAAGGCUGGGAAGAUGGUUCUUCACGUGGGUCGUAGAGACCCGACGCAUAAACGAUAUAUUAUUCAAUCGAAAUCGUACGAUUGCCUGGACAAGCUAACAGAAACUGGAGACGAAUGAAAUUAUACAGAAAUUCGAUAAAUCAAAGGGAAAGUCAUUAAAAUUAUAUCAUCAUGUUUUGUUAAAGUAAACACGAUCGAAGUAUCGUUAUUAUUUUUAUUUCGUUCUUGCAUUAAAGGAUAUGAUGUAUAUAUAUUUCGUACAA